Messenger RNA from Thlaspi arvense, 258 nucleotides. The record is from the annotation of a GenBank genome assembly. NCBI's taxonomy places the organism in Eukaryota, Viridiplantae, Streptophyta, Magnoliopsida, Brassicales, Brassicaceae.
AUGGGGAGAGGGAAGACACAGAUAAGGCGUAUAGAGAACGCCACAAGCAGGCAAGUGACUUUCUCCAAGAGGCGAAAUGGGUUGCUGAAGAAGGCCUUUGAGCUCUCUGUUCUUUGUGACGCUGAGGUUGCCCUCAUCAUUUUCUCUCCCAAAGGCAAGCUAUUUGAAUUUGCUAAUCUGAGGUCUUAUUUGCGUGUUGAUUCUGGUCACUCCUGUGGUCUUGGAGCUCUGAAAUUGCCUUUUUGGGUUGUGGGUUAA